Molecule: messenger RNA, 1533 nt
Organism: Physeter macrocephalus (sperm whale)
Lineage: Eukaryota; Metazoa; Chordata; Mammalia; Artiodactyla; Physeteridae
Gene: PMPCB
Product: peptidase, mitochondrial processing subunit beta
Exons: 13
Coding region: 15-1502 (495 amino acids)
Cellular component (GO): mitochondrion
Molecular function (GO): metalloendopeptidase activity; metal ion binding
Source: RefSeq, a predicted model, not a curated record
AGGCCCGAGGGGAGAUGAUGGCGGCGGCGGCGGCGGCGGCGGCGGCGGCCCGAGCGGUGGUGUUGCCUGCGGUGCGGCGGAGGCUCUCCGGUUUCACCGAGAGGCUCCUGGCCGGAGGUGCUGCCGGGCGGUCACUAUAUUUUGGAGGAAACAGAUUGAGAAGUACACAGGCUGCUACACAAGUUGUUCUGAAUGUCCCUGAAACGCGCGUAACCCGUUUGGAGAACGGACUCAGAGUGGCCUCUGAAGACUCUGGGCUCUCAACAUGCACAGUUGGGCUCUGGAUUGAUGCUGGAAGUAGAUAUGAAAAUGAGAAGAAUAAUGGAACAGCUCACUUUCUGGAGCAUAUGGCUUUCAAGGGCACCAAAAAGAGAUCCCAGUUAGAUCUGGAACUUGAGAUUGAAAACAUGGGUGCUCAUCUCAAUGCCUAUACCUCCAGAGAGCAGACUGUAUAUUAUGCCAAAGCAUUCUCUAAAGAUUUGCCAAGAGCUGUAGAAAUUCUUGCUGAUAUAAUACAAAACAGCACAUUGGGAGAAGCAGAGAUUGAACGUGAACGUGGAGUAAUCCUUAGAGAGAUGCAGGAAGUUGAAACCAAUUUACAAGAAGUUGUUUUUGAUUAUCUUCAUGCCACAGCUUAUCAAAAUACUGCACUUGGACGGACAAUUUUGGGACCAACUGAAAAUAUCAAAUCUAUAAAUCGUAAGGACUUAGUGGAUUAUAUAACCACACAUUAUAAGGGGCCAAGAAUAGUACUCGCUGCUGCUGGAGGAGUUUCCCAUGACGAACUGCUUGAGUUAGCAAAGUUUCAUUUUGGUGACUCUUUGUCCACACACAAAGGAGAAAUACCAGCUCUGCCUCCCUGCAAAUUCACAGGAAGUGAGAUUCGAGUGAGGGAUGACAAGAUGCCUUUGGCAUAUCUUGCAGUAGCUGUUGAAGCUGUUGGUUGGGCACAUCCAGAUACAAUCUGUCUCAUGGUUGCAAACACACUGAUUGGCAACUGGGAUCGCUCUUUUGGAGGAGGAAUGAAUUUAUCUAGCAAGCUGGCCCAGCUCACCUCUCAUGGCAACCUCUGCCAUAGCUUCCAGUCUUUCAACACUUCCUACACAGAUACAGGAUUAUGGGGAAUCUAUAUGGUUUGUGAACCAGCCACUGUUGCAGACAUGCUACAUGUUGUUCAGAAAGAAUGGAUGCGACUCUGUACAAGUGUCACUGACAGUGAAGUUGCAAGAGCCAAGAAUCUUCUGAAAACAAACAUGUUGCUGCAACUUGAUGGUUCCACUCCCAUCUGUGAAGAUAUUGGUAGGCAAAUGUUAUGCUAUAAUCGAAGAAUUCCCAUCCCUGAGCUUGAAGCAAGAAUUGAUGCUGUAAACGCUGAGAUAAUUCGAGAAGUGUGUACCAAAUAUAUUUAUGAUAAGAGUCCAGCUGUUGCUGCUGUUGGUCCCAUUGAGCAGCUACCAGAUUUUAACCAGAUUUGCAGUAACAUGUGCUGGCUUCACGAUUAAAAUGCUAAUAAACAUAUUUUGAACAUAUAUA